AUGGGUAAUUGCUCUUCUUCGAGCAAAAAAGUAAAAGCUAGUCCCGUAAGUGAAGAACUAUCGAACUCACAAGAGAAUGCGUCAUCAUAUGUCUCAUUCGCUACUUUUUUCCAAAGUUCUUCGAAACCACAAAUUUGUGAAUACGUUUUUCUGAGGGAAAUAGGAAGUGGCGCAAUGAGCCAUGUGUACGAAGCGGUACAUACAGAAACAGGAGAACAUAUAGCUGCGAAAGUUUACAACUUAAUUCAAUUAUGUAAACCAACGUUAAGGUCAGAACCACCGCCAAUCGACGACGUACAAAAAGAAAUUAAGAUCAUGAUGAGUAUAGAUCACAGUUAUAUUCUUUCUUUAAUUGAAGCCAUUGAAGAUGAUGCGACCCGAUCAUUAAUUAUAUUUAUGCCGUUCGCGCAAUAUGGUAGCGUGCAAACUUUACUUGACAAGAAUCAAAUGAAUCAAGAUGAAAUCAGUAUUUGCUUCUUACAAAUUGCAUAUGGCUUAGAAGAAUUGCAUUCGAAGAAUAUAGUACAUCGCGAUAUCAAAAACGAAAACUUCUUGUGCUUCCAAAAAGAUUUCUAUGUUCUUUCGGACUUUUCAGUUUCGACAAUUUUAGAUGAUCCAGAUCAAAAGCUAGAAGAUACGAAAGGCUCCCCUGCAUUCUUGUCACCCGAGGAGUGUAGUGGAGAAGCUUUUUAUCCGAAGCCGGCCGAUGUUUGGGCUUAUGGUGUAUCGUUAUAUCUCGCUGUAUAUAAGAAACUGCCUUUCAACCUUGACCAAUCAAAUGCAUGCCCAGUCGCAAAUACGGUUUUGCUCGUUACACAGAAUUUAGAAACACAAACAUUACAAUUCCCAGAAAAUGCUGAUGUAGAUUCAUUUGUUGAGGAUUUGAUAUCUCAGUGUCUCAAUAAAGAUCCAACACAGAGACCUACAUUUACUGAAAUUACAAAGCACACAUAUUUCAGAAAUUAUUGGGCGAUUGAAGAGAAAUUCCGUGAAGAGGAUCAAGCUAUGGUCGAUGCUGGUGCGGAUCCAGCUUUGAAUAACAUUCCGCAAGCUGUUGAUGUUUAA
Messenger RNA from Trichomonas vaginalis G3, 1065 nucleotides. RefSeq names its product peptidyl-threonine phosphorylation. Gene Ontology annotation, molecular function: ATP binding; protein serine/threonine kinase activity. Gene Ontology annotation, cellular component: autophagosome; cytoplasm. NCBI's taxonomy places the organism in Eukaryota, Parabasalia, Trichomonadida, Trichomonadidae. Gene Ontology annotation, biological process: peptidyl-serine phosphorylation; autophagosome organization; protein autophosphorylation. Bases 1 to 1065 code for a protein of 354 amino acids. The transcript has a single exon. The record is from RefSeq and is a predicted model, not a curated record.